UCCAUACUGUAGGGCCAAUAGCCAGAGGCCAUAUUAAUGGUUCCCACAAGGAAGACCUCGCAAAUUGCUAUAAAUCAUCGCUGGAGCUGGUGAAAGAAAAUAACAUCCGAUCAGUUGCAUUUCCCUGCAUCUCAACAGGCAUUUAUGGUUUCCCGAAUGAGCCUGCUGCAGUCAUUGCCCUCAGCACCAUUAAGGAAUGGCUGGCCAAGAAUCACCAUGAGGUGGAUCGGAUCAUCUUCUGUGUCUUCUUAGAAGUCGACUUCAAAAUCUACAAAAAGAAGAUGAGCGAGUUUUUCCCUGUAGAUGAUAAUAAUGAAGAAGAAGAUGUUGACAUGAAGGAAGAUUCAGAGGGGUUAGAGCCAAAAGGUUUCUCUCCACCCCACAAGAAAAGCAAAGCAAAGAAGCCAGAAUGUUCAAAAGACUCUAGUGAGGAUGGUGUCAACACUCCUACUAUGCCCAGCCCUGCUUCAGAAGAGGCAGUUGAAGUCUGUAAAGAUGAAGAUUCUGCAAAGGAUGACAAUAUUACAAAAGACAAUGAAGUAAUAGAUCAUUCUGUGUGUGACCAAGAUCAACCCAACGGCGUUGGGUUUGCAACUACUGAAAUGAAGAUAUGA
Molecule: messenger RNA, 614 nt
Organism: Diceros bicornis minor
Lineage: Eukaryota; Metazoa; Chordata; Mammalia; Perissodactyla; Rhinocerotidae
Product: ADP-ribose glycohydrolase MACROD2-like
Exons: 9
Coding region: 282-614 (110 amino acids)
Source: RefSeq, a predicted model, not a curated record